AUGGGUAAUCUCGUAUGUAAAGAGAACGAUGCAUACUCUGAGUUCGUCGCCCUGAUGGACCGAACCUCGCAGUACACCGGCCAGAUGGUCGAUUCAAUGAGUUACUUGAAAGCCAAUCUAGAUGGUGUUGCAUCCAUCACCACAACCAAGGCCGCAGAUGUAUACAAUUCGGCCUGGCAGUUGGCAACCACCAAGCUCGGCCCGACGGAGCGUGACAUGAUCUCAGCAGGAGAGGAGAGUGACCAGAGAGUACUGUACAAUGCAACAUGUUCAUCUACUAGUUCGACAGAAGCAGAGUCGCCUCGGGCGAAUAAAUCUGCGAGUCCUGAAGUAACGGAGGCUGCUGAGGGGCUUGAAUGA
This is a messenger RNA of Perkinsus marinus ATCC 50983, 360 nucleotides long. RefSeq lists its product as hypothetical. The coding region runs from base 1 to 360 and encodes 119 amino acids. NCBI's taxonomy places the organism in Eukaryota, Perkinsozoa, Perkinsida, Perkinsidae. The record is from RefSeq and is a predicted model, not a curated record. The transcript has 5 exons.